Messenger RNA from Loa loa (African eye worm), 152 nucleotides. RefSeq lists its product as hypothetical. The record is from RefSeq and is a predicted model, not a curated record. The transcript has a single exon. Lineage: Eukaryota; Metazoa; Nematoda; Chromadorea; Rhabditida; Onchocercidae. The annotation marks the transcript as partial.
GUAUAUCAGGUAUAUCAGUAGUACGAUUGGCAUCAGCUAAACAGCUGCCACGUUUGCAAGAGGCACUGAAGCAAAAAUAUAAAGAACGAUGUCAAUUAAAAGUAAAUUCAAACAGUGACAGCAAUUUGGAAGCCCGUGGAAAAGAUGCAUAA